Molecule: messenger RNA, 10281 nt
Organism: Podarcis raffonei (Aeolian wall lizard)
Lineage: Eukaryota; Metazoa; Chordata; Lepidosauria; Squamata; Lacertidae
Gene: TENM3
Product: teneurin transmembrane protein 3
Exons: 37
Coding region: 977-9427 (2816 amino acids)
Biological process (GO): heterophilic cell-cell adhesion; neuron development; signal transduction
Cellular component (GO): neuron projection; membrane
Molecular function (GO): protein heterodimerization activity; cell adhesion molecule binding; protein homodimerization activity
Source: RefSeq, a predicted model, not a curated record
UGGCGCCAAGAAGCGAGCCUGAGGAGAGCCGCGUCUUAGGGGAGGGGGGCGCGCUCGCGCAAAGCCAUAGGAUCGGACGGCGACGCUGGCCAGGCUUUACUACUGCUGCUGCUGCUGCUGCUCUUCGGCGUGACAGACGCGGCGAAGUUCGACGCAAACGUGUUGCUCGCCGCCGCUGCCGCCGGCAGCCUCCACCUGCCAGCCCCUGUGGUUGUGGCUCCCGCCGCGCUGCCUUGCUGGAGCCCCGGCUGGCGCCAUUCCGCGAAGGUGGGCGUCACUUUGCCUGCCCUGAGGACCGAGGACACCCAGGCAAUAACUUCAAGCUGGCAUUGUGAAUACAGAUUCUGCUACAAGAAAAUAACACAGAGCCGGGAGUGUGAGACUGCGACAACCAUUCCCUUGUGUCAUGUCAUUGUCGGCUAUCACAGUGGCAGAAUCAGCCAGAUCGCUGAAGACAAAAAGUGUCCCUCUUCCUCUUGCUCUUUCAACUGCCACUGGCAUCCAAAGUGACCUUGCCUUGUAAAUAUUGUGGCAUCUCUUCGUGGCGAAGAAGUAACUUGGGAUGAAACUGAUAGGCAUCUUUAGAAACUCAAACCAAAUGAUGCCAUAAACCACAAUGCUCCUCCGCUAGUCUGAUGAAGAUUUAUAUCCAUAAUUUUCCAUCAAGAAAAAGGUGGAAAGAGAACUCUGCAGAGAUGAGCUCUUAAUUAAUGCACAGGGUCCCUGCGAGUCCCACCUCUCAACAGCAGUGAUUGACAUCCAAGGAUACAUAAAUUACACUAAUUGAGCUUUGCAUCUACGCAAUCUUUCCACAACCGACUCAUCAGAGGAGAAUUCCUCUGUGCCCCACCGGAAUACCUUUUGUCAUAAGCAGAAAACACAGAAAGUGUUCCAAACAGGAAGAGGUGGACUUAAAUUGAAUGUAGAUCAGAAUUUCAAGUAAUCUGACCUGAUGUGCAUACAGAAGGAAUGAAGCAUGGAUGUGAAAGAACGCAGACCUUAUUGCUCCCUGACAAAGGGCAGAAGAGACAAGGAACGGCGUUACACAAAUUCUUCAACAGAAAACGAUGAGUGCAGAGUUCCUACACAGAAGUCCUACAGCUCAAGUGAAACUUUGAAAGCUUUUGAUCAUGAUUCCUCCAGAUUGCUGUAUGGAAACCGGGUAAAAGACUUGGUCCACCGGGAGUCAGAUGAGUAUAGCAGACAAGGACAGAAUUUUACCCUAAGGCAGUUAGGAGUAUGUGAACCAGCAACCCGAAGAGGACUGGCAUUUUGUGCUGAAAUGGGGCUCCCCCACAGAGGUUACUCUAUCAGUGCAGGGUCAGAUGCUGAUACUGAAAAUGAAGGAGUGAUGUCUCCAGAGCAUGCCAUGAGACUUUGGGGCAGGGGGGUCAAAUCAGGCCGCAGUUCCUGUCUCUCAAGCCGUUCCAACUCAGCCCUCACUUUAACUGAUACUGAGCAUGAAAACAAGUCUGACAGUGAGAAUGGGACUGCUGCUCAGCCCACCCUAUGUUGGAACACUGAAUAUCAUGAUGAGGAUCUGAUCCUGAAUGGAGAUACUGAAUGCUACCAAAAUACAAGUCCUCCCAUGCCAUCCUCUUCAUCUAGUCAAUCCGUUAUUGAACAUUUACAUUCCCCUCCUCCAUCACCUAAUCUCCAUGACAACCAGAGAUGGUUGCUAAGUACUAGUGCUAUCCAGCCAGUUCAGGACUCUGACACUGAUGAGGACUAUACUGCCAGCUCUUAUCUAGUACAGACCGGUCCUGUUUCAGUUUUUGCCUCAGGUCAUGAGCAACCUCCAAAUAACCAAGGCCAGUCGACCCUGCAACCUUUGCCACCUUCUCACAAGCAGCAUUCAGCACAGCAUCACCCAUCUAUCACCUCCCUUAACAGAAACUCACUGACAAAUAGGAGGAACCAGAGUCCGGCCCCGCCGGCUGCUUUGCCCGCCGAGCUGCAAACCACACCCGAGUCGGUCCAGCUGCAGGACAGCUGGGUCCUUGGCAGUAAUGUGCCACUGGAAAGCAGGCAUUUCCUAUUCAAAACAGGAACAGGGACAACACCACUGUUCAGUACUGCGACACCGGGUUACACAAUGGCAUCCGGCUCGGUUUAUUCACCUCCGACACGGCCACUACCUAGGAACACCUUAUCAAGAAGUGCUUUUAAAUUUAAAAAGUCUUCAAAGUACUGUAGCUGGAAAUGUACAGCACUCUGUGCUGUAGGGGUCUCUGUGCUACUGGCAAUACUACUAUCUUACUUUAUAGCAAUGCAUCUAUUUGGCCUCAACUGGCAGUUACAGCAGACUGAAAAUGACACAUUUGAAAAUGGAAAAGUGAAUUCUGAUACUGUGCCAACACACACUGUGUCAUUGCCUUCUGGUGAAAAUGGAAAAUUAGGAGGAUUUGCACAAGAAAACAAUACUAUAGAUUCUGGAGAACUUGAUAUAGGCCGAAGAGCAACACAAGAGGUUCCUCCUGGGAUCUUCUGGAGGUCACAGGUCUUCAUUGAUCAGCCACAGUUUCUAAAAUUCAAUAUCUCCCUUCAGAAAGAUGCAUUGAUUGGAGUAUAUGGCCGAAAAGGCUUACCACCCUCGCAUACUCAAUAUGACUUUGUGGAACUUUUGGAUGGUAGCCGGUUGAUUGCAAAGGAACAGCGCAACCUUCUUGAGGCAGAGAGAGCAGGUAGACAGGCAAGGUCUGUCAGUCUUCAUGAAGCAGGUUUCAUCCAGUAUUUGGAUGCUGGGAUCUGGCAUCUGGCUUUUUAUAAUGAUGGGAAAAAUGCAGAACAAGUGUCUUUUAAUACAAUUGUCAUAGAGUCUGUGGUGGAAUGCCCCCGCAAUUGCCAUGGAAACGGAGAGUGUGUAUCAGGAUCAUGCCAUUGUUUUGCUGGAUUUCUGGGCCCUGAUUGUUCAAGAGCAGCCUGCCCAGUAUUGUGCAGUGGCAAUGGGCAGUACUCCAAAGGACGCUGUCUUUGCUACAGUGGCUGGAAAGGGACAGAGUGUGAUGUGCCUACCACCCAGUGCAUUGACCCUCAAUGCGGAGGUCGUGGGAUUUGCAUCAUGGGCUCUUGUGCCUGCAACUCUGGAUACAAAGGGGAAAACUGUGAGGAGGCUGAUUGUUUAGAUCCAGCCUGUUCAAAUCAUGGUGUGUGCAUCCAUGGAGAGUGCCAUUGUAAUCCAGGAUGGGGCGGUAACAACUGUGAAAUUCUGAAGACUAUGUGUCCAGACCAGUGCUCUGGCCAUGGCACGUAUCUUCAAGAAAGUGGCACAUGCACUUGUGACCCUAAUUGGACUGGUCCUGACUGUUCCAAUGAAAUCUGUUCUGUUGACUGUGGCACACAUGGCGUCUGCAUGGGUGGAACUUGUCGUUGUGAAGAAGGCUGGACUGGGCCAUCCUGCAGUCAGAGAGCAUGUCACCCUCGGUGUGCUGAACAUGGAACAUGUAAAGAUGGGAAGUGUGAAUGCAGCCAAGGCUGGAAUGGCGAGCACUGCACGAUUGCUCACUAUUUGGAUAAGAUAGUUAAAGAGGGAUGCCCUGGCUUGUGUAAUAGCAAUGGAAGAUGUACUCUGGACCAAAAUGGCUGGCAUUGUGUUUGUCAGCCAGGAUGGAGGGGAGCAGGAUGUGAUGUCGCCAUGGAAACUUUAUGUACUGAUAGCAAGGACAAUGAAGGAGAUGGAUUAAUUGACUGCAUGGAUCCUGACUGCUGUUUGCAGAGUUCCUGCCAAAACCAGCCCUACUGCCGUGGACUGCCGGACCCACAAGAUAUCAUUAGCCAAAGCCAGCAGUCACCAUCUCAACAAGCUGCCAAAUCCUUUUACGAUCGGAUAAGUUUUCUUAUAGGACCGGACAGCUCCCAUGUCAUUCCUGGGGAAAGCCCUUUCAAUAAAAGUCUUGCAUCUGUUAUAAGGGGCCAAGUAUUGACAGCAGAUGGAACACCACUCAUUGGAGUUAAUGUGUCGUUUUUACAUUAUCCAGAUUAUGGGUACACCAUCACUCGCCAAGAUGGAAUGUUUGACCUGGUGGCAAAUGGAGGCGCAUCUUUAACCCUAGUGUUCGAACGAUCACCAUUCCUUACUCAAUACCACACAGUUUGGAUUCCAUGGAACGUCUUCUAUGUCAUGGACACCCUGGUCAUGAAGAAGGAGGAGAAUGACAUUCCCAGCUGCGAUCUGAGUGGAUUUGUGAGACCAAAUCCUGUCAUUGUAUCAUCACCUCUUUCUACCUUGUUCAGGAUUUCCCCUGAGGACAGUCCUAUUAUUCCUGAGACGCAGGUACUACAUGAGGAGACCACAGUCCCAGGAACUGAUUUGAAAUUGUCUUAUUUAAGCUCCAGAGCUGCAGGGUAUAAAUCCGUUCUUAAGAUCACCAUGACGCAGUCAGUGAUACCAUUUAACUUAAUGAAGGUUCAUCUCAUGGUGGCAGUGGUGGGAAGACUUUUCCAAAAAUGGUUCCCUGCAUCCCCAAAUUUGGCUUACACAUUCAUAUGGGAUAAAACUGACGCGUAUAACCAAAAGGUCUAUGGUUUAUCUGAAGCUGUUGUAUCUGUAGGUUAUGAAUAUGAAUCUUGUUUGGAUCUAACACUGUGGGAAAAACGGACAGCUAUUUUACAAGGCUAUGAAUUGGAUGCCUCCAACAUGGGGGGCUGGACCCUAGAUAAGCACCACGUCCUGGAUGUUCAGAAUGGAAUCCUCUACAAAGGCAAUGGGGAAAAUCAGUUCAUCUCUCAGCAGCCACCAGUUGUCAGUAGUAUAAUGGGCAAUGGUCGACGACGUAGCAUUUCUUGCCCAAGUUGCAAUGGUCAAGCAGAUGGCAAUAAGCUUUUGGCUCCCGUUGCCUUAGCUUGUGGUAUUGAUGGAAGCCUGUACGUAGGGGAUUUUAACUAUGUUCGACGGAUAUUCCCAUCUGGAAAUGUAACAAGUGUUCUUGAACUAAGAAAUAAAGAUUUUAGACAUAGCAGUAACCCGGCUCAUAGAUACUACCUUGCAACUGACCCAGUCACAGGAGAAUUGUAUGUUUCUGACACCAACACACGAAGGAUUUACCGUCCAAAGUCACUCACUGGGGCAAAGGACUUGACAAAAAAUGCUGAAGUGGUAGCAGGAACUGGGGAGCAGUGCCUUCCAUUUGACGAAGCCAGAUGUGGUGAUGGUGGCAAGGCUGUAGAAGCGACACUCAUGAGCCCCAAAGGAGUGGCAGUAGACAAAAAUGGAUUAAUCUACUUUGUUGAUGGGACUAUGAUCAGGAAAGUGGACCAGAAUGGAAUAAUAUCAACAUUACUUGGCUCAAAUGAUCUGACUUCAGCUAGACCUUUAACAUGUGAUACCAGCAUGCACAUCAGUCAGGUGCGUCUGGAGUGGCCAACGGAUUUGGCUAUCAAUCCAAUGGAUAACUCCAUAUAUGUGUUAGAUAACAACGUAGUUCUUCAGAUUACUGAAAAUCGGCAAGUCCGUAUUGCUGCUGGGAGGCCAAUGCAUUGCCAAGUUCCUGGAGUGGAGUACACAGUGGGGAAACAUGCUGUACAGACUACUUUAGAAUCAGCCACAGCGAUUGCUGUAUCUUACAGUGGAGUGCUUUACAUUACAGAAACGGAUGAAAAAAAGAUUAACAGAAUAAGACAAGUCACAACUGAUGGAGAGAUCUCAUUAGUUGCUGGAAUACCCUCUGAGUGUGAUUGCAAAAAUGAUGUUAACUGUGACUGCUACCAAAAUGGUGAUGGUUAUGCUAAAGAUGCCAAACUUAAUGCCCCAUCUUCUUUAGCUGCAUCACCUGAUGGAACGUUGUACAUUGCUGAUCUUGGAAAUAUUCGGAUACGAGCCGUGUCAAAGAACAAACCGUUGCUGACUUCAAUGAAUUUUUAUGAAGUUGCCUCUCCAACCGAUCAGGAACUCUACAUCUUUGAUGUCAACGGCACCCAUCAGUACACGAUGAGUUUAGUCACAGGAGACUAUCUGUACAAUUUUAGCUACAGUAACGACAACGACAUCACGGCUGUAACUGACAGCAAUGGAAAUACCCUUCGUAUAAGGCGAGAUCCCAACCGGAUGCCAGUGAGGGUGGUAUCUCCUGACAACCAAGUUAUCUGGCUAACUAUAGGAACCAAUGGAUGUCUAAAAAGCAUGACGGCCCAAGGGCAGGAGCUAGUCUUAUUUACCUAUCAUGGCAACAGUGGACUCCUAGCAACAAAAAGCGAUGAGACUGGAUGGACAACUUUUUUUGACUACGACAGUGAGGGGCGAUUAACCAAUGUCACAUUUCCAACUGGAGUGGUCACCAACCUGCAUGGGGAGAUGGAAAAGGCCAUUACAGUCGACAUUGAAUCUUCUAGCAGAGAGGAAGAUGUCAGCAUUACUUCAAACCUAUCAUCAAUUGAUUCUUUCUAUACAAUGGUACAAGAUCAGUUAAGAAACAGCUACCAGAUUGGCUAUGAUGGGUCUCUCAGAAUUAUCUAUGCCAGUGGCCUGGAUACACACUACCAGACAGAACCACACGUUUUAGCUGGCACAGCCAAUCCAACUGUAGCAAAAAGAAAUAUGACUCUCCCUGGAGAAAAUGGACAGAAUUUGGUGGAGUGGAGGUUCCGAAAAGAACAAGCCCAAGGCAAAGUCAAUGUGUUUGGCCGAAAGCUCAGAGUUAAUGGUAGGAACCUCCUUUCUGUUGACUUUGAUCGGACCUCAAAGACAGAGAAGAUCUACGAUGACCAUCGUAAAUUUCUGUUGAGGAUUGCCUAUGACACAUCAGGACACCCAACCCUCUGGCUCCCAAGCAGCAAGCUGAUGGCUGUCAAUGUUACCUAUUCAUCUACAGGUCAAAUUGGCAGUAUCCAGCGAGGAACUACUAGUGAAAAAGUAGAUUAUGAUGGACAGGGAAGAAUUGUAUCUAGAGUAUUUGCUGAUGGCAAAACGUGGAGUUACACAUAUCUUGAAAAGUCUAUGGUCCUCUUGCUGCAUAGUCAACGGCAGUACAUCUUUGAAUACGACUUACUGGAUCGGCUUUCUGCAAUAACCAUGCCUAGUGUUGCUCGCCAUACUAUGCAGACUAUCCGUUCCAUUGGCUAUUAUCGAAACAUCUACAAUCCCCCUGAAAGCAAUGCUUCUGUCAUCAUGGACUACAAUGAGGAAGGGCAGCUGCUACAAACGGCUUUCUUGGGUACAAGUCGAAGAGUCCUUUUCAAAUACAGAAGGCAGACCAGGCUCUCUGAAAUCCUCUAUGAUAGCACAAGAGUCAGUUUUACUUAUGAUGAGACAGCAGGAGUUCUGAAAACAGUAAACCUCCAGAGCGAUGGGUUUAUCUGCACCAUUAGGUACAGGCAAAUUGGCCCAUUGAUUGACAGGCAGAUUUUCCGCUUUAGUGAAGAUGGAAUGGUAAAUGCCCGAUUUGACUACAGCUAUGACAAUAGCUUCAGAGUGACUAGCAUGCAAGGUGUAAUCAAUGAAACUCCAUUGCCUAUUGAUCUUUACCAGUUUGAUGACAUCUCUGGAAAAGUUGAGCAGUUUGGAAAAUUUGGGGUUAUAUAUUAUGACAUUAACCAGAUAAUUUCCACAGCUGUAAUGACUUACACAAAACACUUUGAUGCCCACGGCCGCAUAAAAGAAAUUCAGUAUGAAAUAUUCAGAUCCCUUAUGUACUGGAUUACAAUUCAGUAUGAUAACAUGGGACGGGUAACUAAAAGAGAAAUUAAAAUAGGGCCAUUUGCUAACACAACCAAGUAUGCGUAUGAAUAUGAUGUCGAUGGGCAACUACAGACAGUUUACCUGAACGAAAAAAUAAUGUGGCGAUACAACUAUGACCUGAACGGCAAUCUCCAUCUGCUCAAUCCAAGUAAUAGUGCUCGUUUAACACCACUUCGGUAUGACUUGAGAGACAGAAUCACCCGGCUAGGUGAUGUACAGUACCGUUUAGAUGAAGAUGGAUUCCUGCGGCAGAGGGGUACAGAGAUAUUUGAAUACAGCUCAAAGGGCCUGCUGACCAGAGUUUAUAGCAAAGGCAGUGGGUGGACAGUGAUAUACCGUUACGAUGGGCUUGGGAGACGAGUUUCCAGUAAAACCAGUCUGGGACAACACCUCCAGUUUUUUUAUGCUGACCUCACAUAUCCUACAAGGAUAACUCAUGUAUACAACCAUUCAAGUUCUGAAAUCACCUCUCUCUACUAUGACUUGCAAGGACACCUCUUUGCCAUGGAGAUCAGCAGUGGAGAUGAGUUCUACAUCGCUUCGGACAACACGGGCACGCCACUCGCUGUUUUUAGCAGCAAUGGUCUGAUGUUGAAGCAGAUCCAGUACACAGCUUACGGCGAGAUCUAUUUUGACUCCAAUCUUGACUUCCAGUUGGUGAUUGGAUUCCAUGGAGGCCUUUAUGACCCUUUGACCAAACUGAUUCACUUUGGGCAAAGAGAUUAUGACAUACUGGCAGGCCGGUGGACUACACCCGACAUUGAAAUCUGGAAAAAAAUAGGGAAGGAUCCAGCUCCUUUUAAUCUAUACAUGUUCCGAAAUAACAACCCAGCCAGCAGAAUACAUGAUGUGAAAGAUUAUAUCACAGAUGUCAACAGCUGGCUGGUAACGUUUGGCUUCCACCUGCAUAAUGCUAUCCCAGGAUUCCCUGUGCCCAAGUUUGAUUUAACAGAGCCCUCCUAUGAACUUGUGAAGAGUCAGCAGUGGGAUGAUGUACCGCCAAUUUCUGGAGUGCAACAACAAGUGGCAAGGCAAGCAAAGGCUUUCCUGUCCCUAGGAAAGAUGGCAGAAGUCCAGAUCAGCAAGCGCAGACCCGGCGGCGAGAAAUCGUGGUUGUGGUUCGCAACUGUGAAGUCUUUGAUUGGGAAAGGGGUUAUGCUGGCUGUCAAUCAAGGCAAAGUGCAGACUAAUGUGCUUAACAUUGCAAACGAGGAUUGUAUCAAAGUGGCAGCUGUUCUGAACAAUGCAUACUACCUAGAAAACCUGCAUUUCACCAUUGAAGGAAAGGACACACACUAUUUCAUCAAGACCACCUCGCCAGAGAGUGACCUGGGCACGCUGAGACUGACUAGCGGACGAAAGGCCCUAGAAAAUGGUAUCAACGUCACUGUUUCCCAGUCUACCACUGUAGUGAACGGCAGGACUCGUAGGUUUGCCGAUGUUGAAAUGCAGUAUGGUGCACUGGCUCUUCAUGUCCGCUACGGCAUGACACUUGAUGAGGAGAAGGCACGGAUAUUAGAGCAGGCUAGGCAAAGGGCUCUUUCCAAUGCCUGGGCCAGAGAACAACAAAGAGUGAGAGAUGGAGAGGAAGGUGCCAGGUUAUGGACAGAAGGGGAAAAGAGGCAACUGUUGAGUGCUGGAAAAGUCCAAGGAUAUGAUGGGUACUAUGUACUCUCCGUGGAGCAAUACCCCGAAUUAGCAGACAGCGCCAACAAUAUACAGUUCCUUAGGCAAAGUGAGAUUGGAAAGAGGUAACACACUGGUUGAGCCUGGGCUGCCAAAGAGACUGACCCUGUACCAGUGUCUUCUGAGAGGGAGACCAAAUUGUUUUGCUGCAUUACUACUUGAGCCUAAAUGUACACCUUUGCUCAGAUUUUUCUGUAGCACAAUCCCAAUAAGACUCUACAACAAAGAGAGAGCCUUCCAGAAGAAUGAUAUUGCUAAAAAGAAAAACUGGGAGUUGUUUUUCCCUACUCUGAAUGACCUUAAAGGUGAUCUGCUUUAAAGAAUAUGUUUACAUAUGCAUAUCGCUGCACUCGAGUUGGACUGAAAGUAUUACAAGGAAGACCUAAAGGGUUUGCAACAAGCUGCCUAUUCUUUUGAGGCACUGUCUUUUAACUAAGAAACAGAUCCAUACAGUGUUUCCAAAUAUUACUAAAUUGUUGACCUUUGCUUACAAGAAACUAGUCUCUCUCUCCUCCUCUCUCUCUUGCUCUCUUCCUCUCUCUGCAUAGGAUGUGGUAUAUAUCUUUGUUCAUUUUAAAAUGUGGGGCAAAAACUCUUGUUUAUGGACACCCCAAUGGCUUUAAACUGUGCUUCUUUCUAAAAGGACAUUGGCACAAGCAAUUUAUGCUACAAUGGGAAUUUAAUAAUGGAUUUUACAAUGAUAACGUGGUUUGCCUUGGGUGGGGUGGGGGAAUGGCAAGUAGAAUCCUUGUCACAGAGCAGCAAAGGAAACCUUGAUUUUUUUUGUAAAUUAUGUGAGACAAGUUGUUUAUGGAUUUUUAUAUGAAUUACAAUUUACUGUACAUCAAAUAUUAGUCUCAGAGGAGUUAAUUUAUGUAAAGUGUUUAAAAAAGGUUUAUACUUAAAAUAAAAUGAUAAAAAUG